UAUGAGGUUGAGUAUCAGACUGUCUCGUUUGUUUUCAGAGCAGCAAUUUACCCAAUGUUUCCUGGAUUUAGCUACAUUAAAAUUAUAAAUAUUAUAUGGAGGUAUUAGUGCAUAUUCCGAUUGUGCAGGACACAGCGGCAGAUGGUCACUCCACGGACAGCCUGUAUUUUUCGCAGCCCAGUAGUAUCUUGAAUGUUUGUAGCCACAGGGUUGUGUUUGACUGGACUGAGGAGGUCUGACAAGCUGCUGUGUUGAUGUCAACAAUGCCCCUCGCCCCUGCAAACCAGUCCCAGUUGAUUCGGUCAAGCCAAAAGGACGAAUACUAUCAAACCUUCCUGAGAAACAACGCCAACGAAGCUUUUCAAACUCUUGCUGGAUCCAAAAGAUGGCUGGACUGGAGGAAGGAGAUUGAGCUGCUGUCAGACCUUGUAUACUAUGGGUUAACAACAUUCUCAGGCUACCAAACUCUGGGCGAAGAGUACGUCAGCAUCGUCCAGGUGGAUCCCACUAAACAACGGAUCCCCUCCUGGCCCAGACGCGGGCUCUUUCUCUUAUGCCAUGCCUUCUUCCCUUACCUCCUGGAUAAGAUCCUGGUGUGCCUGGAGAACGAGCUAGAACGUGGGCAGGAGAGCCUCAGUGGUGUCAGUUGGCGGCAGGUGGUGUCCGGGCCGUGGAGCCUGGAGUCUUGGCUGAGGAGGUGGAUGGAGAGGGUAGUGGGGCUGUUGUCAGAGUCCCAGAGGAGAGUGUGUCUAUCAGCCUUGUUUGUCUUCCAGCAGGGUCUUACCCUCCUGCACCAACUUCACGUGGCUCUGUUUUACAUAAGCGGCUCAUUCUAUCACCUGUCCAAGAGGAUGGCUGGCAUCAGCUAUUUGCAUGUCAUGGGACCUAACAGCAAUGACGGGACCAUCAGGAGUAGCUACAGGCUGCUGGGGGCAGUGUCCCUUCUUCAGCUGCUCAUCACUGUUUGUCUCCAGCUCAACAACUUUAGACAGAGACAGAGAGUCAAGCAGGAGUGGAAGCUCUACAGGAACCUCAGUCCGCAGCACACAGAGAUCUCAAGUCCCAGAGCUGCCUGCUGUAUCCUCUGUCUGGAAGAGAGGAGACACUCCACCUCCACCCCCUGUGGACACCUCUUCUGCUGGGAAUGCAUCACAGACUGGUGCAAUACCAAGAAAGAGUGCCCCCUGUGUCGGGAGAAGAUCCAGCCUCACAGACUGGUGUACCUGAGGAACUACAGCUAGAACUACCGAGUCAGACACUGCACACACACAAGCACACACUGCUGGUGGACUGUAAUGCAUUUUAAUACCUGUGUAGGCAGGCUGCCCCUCAAGAACAUGUGAAGACAUAAAACAGUGUUUUCCAGCAAUCACACAGAAGUUUCUGCCAACAUACUGUAGCUUCUUCUUCAUCUUCUUUUUAUUCUUUUUUUUUUUUGAUUAAUUAAAGAAAUAAAAUUCAAUUUUAGAUUGUAUCAGUCAAAUCUUGUAAAUAUUACUUUUAGUUCUAUUUAAAACUUCAACAGAUGUUAAGAAAAUGCAGGAAGAGUCUUAAUACUUGUCUGUUUUGUUUUUGGGUGUUUAAAGGUUAAGUUGAAUAUGAGCAUAAAAAGAUUUCAUGUGUAGUAGUCCUACAGUACACAUCUUGAUGGCUUGGUUUCAAAUCUAUUGUGGUGGUGUACAGAGGCAAAAUUACGAAAAUUGUGUCCACUGGCCUGGUUGAUGUAUGAUGUUGUUGGUUUAAUUAUAGCAGGCUGUCAGACAGCUAAUGUCAUAUUAGGCAACAUCAUCAGAUGUAAUUCAUAUUUAGUUUGAAUAUUUGGAAUCUGAGGUGUUGCCAACAUUUUAGGGUGCUCACGCCUCUCAGCAGCCUCAGCUGGAGCUUUGUUCACUCAUUCAGUAACUGUCUGUUCUUUUAGUACUUCUCGGUUUCAAGAUAGAGAAUUUCUGGAAUAUUUGAUCAACACGUGGCACAGAAAGUGAAAAUUAAUAUUUUCUGAAGAUAUUAAAUGUUUAAAUCAGUGUACAUCAUUUUAAAUUCGUUAUGCUUUUUCUCUUAAGCUAUUAGGGUUAACGAGUUUUACCAGUUACAUACUGUUAUGUUAUUUUGAGAUAUUGGGUGGAGGGAGUUGUAAUUUGUUUUUGUUUUCUUUCUUCUUAGUCAAGGUCGAGCAUGCAAAGAAAAUAUUAACUUUGGGGAGGGACUUUGUUUCUAAAAAAAAGUGCACCAUAAGGUUCAGUCUUCCUCCCCACCACAGUUCUUAUAGUCCCUAAUUUAACAGUGCCCAGCGCAGAGAUGACCAAGUCAGAGUGUAGUUACUGCUAAUUUCUUUUUCUUAAGGCACAGUAAUUAUUUUUAUGGUAAGACAGUGUCAGUGUCAGAUUCUGGCCUUACCAUAUUUUUCACUAAAUGCAGUCUCUGCGUUUUUGUUUUGGAUAGCAUUAUGGUCCAUUGCCGUUCUCAAUAAACACAGUUUUGAUCAAAUCCAUCAGAGCAAAGGAAAUACUCUUGCACUUUCUUUCUCCUUUUAGUCAACCUCAGUGUGCAGUGCACACUUUCUUUUCACAGAGGAUACUGUUGGGCCUGAGGUAAUAUGGAACCUAGAUAUGCCAUUUUCUAUUACACUGUGAAUCCAUUCCUGAAGUCAAAUGUGCUUUAAAAUAUAAGGUAUGUGAGCUGCAUGAAUAAGGGAAAAACAGCUUAAGAAAUACACCAGGACAACAGAGGUGGUUUUUUCAGAGAGAGUUUAGGAAGAAGGAUAACUAUGUCACCAUUACCUGAGGAUCCUUUAAGUUUGCAAGAGCCCUUUUUGCAAUGGCAGAUUUCAGCUCUCUUCAAAGGUUUUCAACGGGAUU
Messenger RNA from Xiphias gladius (swordfish), 2855 nucleotides. RefSeq names its product peroxisomal biogenesis factor 10 (gene pex10). Gene Ontology annotation, biological process: protein import into peroxisome matrix. Lineage: Eukaryota; Metazoa; Chordata; Actinopteri; Istiophoriformes; Xiphiidae. The coding region runs from base 255 to 1241 and encodes 328 amino acids. Gene Ontology annotation, cellular component: peroxisomal membrane. The record is from RefSeq and is a predicted model, not a curated record. The transcript is spliced from 7 exons. Gene Ontology annotation, molecular function: zinc ion binding.